This is a messenger RNA of Eleginops maclovinus (Patagonian blennie), 2294 nucleotides long. RefSeq names its product cyclin-dependent kinase inhibitor 2A/B (p15, inhibits CDK4) (gene cdkn2). The record is from RefSeq and is a predicted model, not a curated record. The transcript is spliced from 2 exons. Gene Ontology annotation, biological process: regulation of G1/S transition of mitotic cell cycle; negative regulation of cell population proliferation; regulation of cyclin-dependent protein serine/threonine kinase activity. Gene Ontology annotation, molecular function: cyclin-dependent protein serine/threonine kinase inhibitor activity; protein kinase binding. Bases 219 to 599 code for a protein of 126 amino acids. NCBI's taxonomy places the organism in Eukaryota, Metazoa, Chordata, Actinopteri, Perciformes, Eleginopidae. Gene Ontology annotation, cellular component: nucleus; cytoplasm.
ACCGGCUGAUCGCUGGGCAGGCGAUGAACGACACACACACACCAACACACAUCAAGACAACCUGCUGGGUGGACACACACAAAAAGCGGUGCGGACGCCACACAUCAAGCCCUUUCUAACCGAACAGUGCAUUAUACUGGUGUAUUUUGGAGCUGGUCUUUGUCAGAAACGCCAAGUGACAGAUUCACGGACGGUAUCGCUGCAGGUUUCAGGACAAUAUGACUCUUGGGGAUGAGCUGACGAGAGCCGCAGCGACGGGAAGCACCGCGGCUGUGGAGGAUCUCCUGCGGGCAGGAGCUGAGGUUAACAGCGUGAACAGCUUAGGACACACCGCUCUGCAGGUCAUGAUGAUGGGCAGCUCUCCGAUCGCUCAGCUGUUACUGCGGCACGGAGCCGACCCCGCGGUGAGAGACCGGAGCACCGGGAGCUCCCCGCUGCAUGACGCGGCCCGAACCGGCUUUGUGGACACGGUGCGGCUGCUGGUGCAGAACCGGGCUGACCCGCAGGCCUUAGACAAUAAUAACAACCAACCCAUCGACCUGGCCUGGCAGCACGGACACACAGAGGUGGUGGAUUAUCUACAGUCUCUAAAACACUGAGUGACGCUUGGCAUUAAUGCUCUGAAAGGGGACUCUGGGAAACGGGGCCUGGAGGGCCUGCUGUCUGAAUCAUCCAUAGGAUGUUUUGCUGUAAAACGUUUUUGUUGUAUUUAUUCAUCAGAUGUAUUGCGUGUAUUAUUAUUAUUAUUAUUAUUAUUAUUAUUAUUAUUAUUAUCUUUUUUUUUGUUUUUACGAAUUCGAUGUUAAUAUGAGCCUGUUAUGAAAAAUCAAUGAAGUCAUCUUUUAGGCCAUAAUAUCUAAUAAUACACAAAUGGUUCAGAUUUAUCUUACGUUGUAUCAUGCAAAUAUUCCGAAUAGCCUAGCAAAUCUCCCUUUAUAAGGUGAGCAGUCUUCCUAAAAUAUUUGUUCAUGACAUUGAAUUUUAAAAUUAACAUAGUUGAUUUUCUUCUAAAACGAUAUGAUUUGAAUAACUAUUUAACCAAAGCCAUUCAAAAUGUUUUGCAUAUCCAACAUUAGUGUAACUAAAGCACUACAGUAUCUUUGUAGACUGGGAGUCACACUUCCUGUUUACAAUUGAUAUGCAGACCUCGCCUUUUAUGCUCUUAAAUAAAAUGUCAUUUGAAGUGUUUUACUAUAUUGAGCAGAUUCGAAGCAGAAGUAAUAUGGUAAUGUUGUCUAAAUUAUGGAUUACGGGGGGGGGGGGGGGGGGGGAGGUUACACAAAACAAAACAAAAUAAAGCUGUUCUUUUUUCUUUUAAACUGCAUUUGAAUUUAGUUUUAAAAUGUGUGAGAAAUGGCGAGACUUCAACAUUAGCUAGCUGACAUAUUUUUAAGGAAUAUUGUCAGACAGAUCAUAGCGAAGGUUUUUCCCGACUCUGCCUGGUAAAUAGGCUAUGACUCAUGACGGUUUGUCCUUAUGGGACCACACAGAAAACAUCACGGCUGAAUGAACAAUUCAUUCAUUUAUUUAACGUUUUUUUAUUCACACGUAGGCUACUAAACCAUACUUCUACAGGUUUUGAAAAUGAUGCUAUAAUUACUGAAGAUAGUGAACUUAAAGCAUAUUGGAUUUUUGUAUUUUACGUCUAAAUGGGUCGCCGUUAUGCGUUAAUACGGUAUAAUGCAUUGUAUCCUUGCAUAAAGAACAAGCGACCGGAAAAGCAGGCGGUAAGCACAUGGAUGGGUAAACAUUAUACACAAACAUGACUCAUAUCGGCUGUAGCCAUAGACUGUAUACAUAAAGGUUUUGGCGAGUUAAACAUUAGUCUGUUUUAUGGCUUAUUGCAAAUUGGGGUUUGAUAACAGAAGUUCCCCAAACCAAACAGGCAUAAUGUCCAGGCAGCAUAGGUCCAUCAAUCAACCUUGUUUAGUCCGAUAUCAACUCUAACAUCCUGGGCAAUCCGUUUGUCAAACAGGAGGCUGUUUAAAGAUUUAAAUUAUUCAGAAAACCUUUGGCAAAUAUGAUGCUAGACCGGAAUUUCCAGGCCGAUCUCUCAAUGCAGGAGGAUAUUAAUGCACAAUUACAUCAUAUUUUAAAUGUUUUCAUAUUUACCUUUCUUCAGCCAAGAAUGAAUAAAACCUGCAAAUCUUAAAUGCAAAUGAUGCGAUGCAUUUAAUUAAGAUUUGAAUGUUUUGCUAACAAAGUGAAGAGUUCAUUUUUUAUUUACCAGUGUUGUGCUGAAUAAUGCAUUCAUUUUGUAUAGACAAGCGAAUAAAGAGUAAACACAAAAGUUA